ACCGGAAAACCCAGGGCUGGGAAUAGAACCCAGAACCUUCUUGCUCCAAGGCAACAGUUCUACCAACUGCAGCACUGUGCAGCCCAUUGUUAAUAUCAAAAAUAAGACUUCUUUUUUUUAUUUCAGAAUUAAUUCCCCAGUGGCCGGUGCUUUACUUCAAAGUCCUGUCCCUUGACUUCUGGCAGCGUUACCGAACUGAAGGCUACGGGUAUCUACUGUUUCCCGCCAUGCCUGGUAAACACACAGUGACAUGUCACACAUGGAGACCUGUUCAGACGGGGACAGUUUCUGCUUUGAGGCGCUUCUUUAUCGGAGGUUCUGCAGAACUUGAAGACAACAGCUACGUCAGAGUACCAGGGACAUUUAAGGGAGAGAGGUUGAGUCGCUUUGGCUUUUGCACUGAAACCACAGGAAGUGUUACCUUCAGGCUGCACUGCAUGCAACAAGCCAGGGCCUUUGCUGACGCUGCUCUUCUGAAGAAGAGAAGACAGAAAGUGGUCGACCACCUCGGAGGUUUUAGCCAGCAGGGAAUGGUCUGCAGCAUUCUGGAGGCCUACCAGAGGGCUCAUAAAAGGCUGCAAGAGGCCAGAGAAAGUCUUCCAAGAGAUGUUCUUAACUCUGCUGCCCAACUCCAGCCGGAGUCCUCUGCAUAGGAGUCAAAAUGAAGCUGAAAGCAGGGCCAGCAUAUUAUCUGUGCUUACAGAAACACAAAUGUGUUCCGAGUAAUAGCAAAGGAAUGUCAAGUUUCUUUUAUUUUUCUCAUUAAUUUUUCAUUCAAUUUGUAACAUUUUGGAUCUAAUAUUG
Poecilia latipinna (sailfin molly) is the source of this 804-nucleotide messenger RNA. Its product is annotated as Meckel syndrome type 1 protein-like. Lineage: Eukaryota; Metazoa; Chordata; Actinopteri; Cyprinodontiformes; Poeciliidae. Gene Ontology annotation, biological process: cilium assembly. The transcript has 5 exons. The record is from RefSeq and is a predicted model, not a curated record. The coding region runs from base 228 to 653 and encodes 141 amino acids. Gene Ontology annotation, cellular component: MKS complex.